AUGGGCUCGCCCGCCCCGGCCAAUGGCACACUUGAUUCCCCAUGGCUCGGCGCUUACAAGCCCAGUUCAUGGGGCUUCCAGGUCCCGCUUGGACCAGGGUGCUGGGCCGCCAGAGGAUUGAGAGCAUUCACGCCGCUUUUAAGUCUAAGUCUUUCUAGUGGUUCCAGGGGUGAUGAGAUAUUAGGCCCCCGGGCCCAGCAGGGGGCAAUACCGAGACUACGAUGGAUGGAAUACAGGACUACGGAGGCUGAAGACGCACAACAGUGGGGAGAACUACCACAUGUCACGAGCAAUUGUAUGCCCUUUUCUGCCUUGUCUCUAUUUGUGCUGGGCUGCAUACGUCCCGCGCCUGCGACCCCAAAACCGACCCAGUGGAGUAGCUCGAUUCACGUCUUUGCAGCCCAUCACAACAAAGACCGCGAAACACGAAAACAAAAACUAAAAAAAUAUUAUGCUGUCCCUCGCGUCUCUCUUCGUCCGUUGCCGACUUUAAUGAACAUGGACAAAGCAAAUCUCCUCAACGGGGCUUGUCGAGAUGAUCUCUUAUUAGUUAUGGUUGGCGCCUGCCUACCUACUUCAUCCUCCCAUGCAAAACCACUUUACAGGGAACAAGGGUUUAUUCACUCCUAG
Fusarium graminearum PH-1 is the source of this 630-nucleotide messenger RNA. RefSeq lists its product as uncharacterized. Lineage: Eukaryota; Fungi; Ascomycota; Sordariomycetes; Hypocreales; Nectriaceae. The record is from RefSeq and is a predicted model, not a curated record. The coding region runs from base 1 to 630 and encodes 209 amino acids. The transcript is spliced from 2 exons.